Molecule: messenger RNA, 1998 nt
Organism: Thecamonas trahens ATCC 50062
Lineage: Eukaryota; Apusomonadida; Apusomonadidae
Product: pumilio domain-containing protein
Exons: 2
Coding region: 1-1998 (665 amino acids)
Biological process (GO): post-transcriptional regulation of gene expression
Cellular component (GO): cytoplasm
Molecular function (GO): mRNA binding; metal ion binding
Source: RefSeq, a predicted model, not a curated record
AUGGCCACAAGCAGCACUGGCGCAAAUGUGACGUGUGAGGGCUUGUUCGCCUUCCACGAGACGACCCCGUCCAAGGACAUCCGCAAGUCCGCCGCCUACUACUCGCUCUUCAGAGUCUACCGCGAACUGCCGGGCAACGGGACGCCACUGCGCGCGCUCUCGCCCAUGCGGACGUCGCAGACGGCAGAGCCGGCGACUCCGACCUCCAUGCAGAUUUGGGGCUCUCACAUCCGCCGCAUGCAGGCGCAGUCGGUCUAUGCAGCUGCAACCUCGGACAAGGAGAACAGCACCCCGGCAAAGCCGCCGCCGUGCCCCUCGUUCACCUCGCCGGCAAAGCCGCUUGCCCCGCUCGCGGCGCCGGCCGCCCCGCUCGCUCCAAUCUUGGUCAACGCACCCGCCGAGCCGGCAGAUGCUCCUCAGUCGACCUAUCCAUCCAAAUCGCAUGCCCAUACGCUCGCUCCGCCUACUCCGCCCUCGUACGCCUUGGCCUAUGAGCAGUCGCUGCCGCACUACGGCGUCUCGUACGCGUCCCACUACUCGAUGGCCCACGCUCAGCCGAUGUACCAGCCCCCGGUCCAGCAGCACCACCCGCACCACCCGCAUCAGCAGCACCAGCAGGCGUACAAUCAGGGCUAUGGCUACUAUGGCCACCCUGCUGCCAUGGCUGCCGCGGCACAGGCUCAGGCCGCGGCACAGGCUCAGGCCGCAGCAAAGACCCAGGCCGCGGCACAGGCGCAGGCCGCGGCACAGGCGCAGGCUCACGCAAAGGCGCAAGCACACGCCCAGGCCCAGGCCCAGGUCGUCUUUGACAACUCGAUGGCCAAGCUCCAGAUGCAGCAGCAGCAGCGGCUCGCCCAGCUCCAGGCCCAGCAGCAGGAGCAGGAUCGCGAGCAGGACCGUGAGCAGCAGGAGCUCGACCAGCAGACCUCGCGGCCGUGUCGUUUCUUUGCCCGUGGCAACUGCAAGUGGGGCAACCAGUGCAUGUUUGCGCACGAUGCCGUGCUCGCCGGUUCCGACUCGGCGCCGCUUGCCGCCCUCCGCACCCUCGCCAGCGAGCCCGGUAAGAUCGCACAGCUCUCGCGCGAUAUUGUCGGCUGCAAGACCCUGCAGCAGGUGCUUGAGGCCUCAGGUUCCCCGGGCCUUGCCAUUCUGCUGCCCAUGGUCGAGCCCGAGUUUCCGGAGCUCAUGGGCCAUCCCGCCGGCAACUACCUCUGCCAAAAGGUGCUCGAGCUGGCCGAGCCGGCUAUCCGCCUUCGCCUCAUGCGUGCCACCCGCGGCGCGCUUGCCCGCUGCGCCAUGGAGACGCACGGGACGCGGACUGUGCAGAAGAUGGUUGAGACGGCAACAACCCGCGAGGAGAUCGACCUGCUCCGCGCCUCCUUUGAGAGCGUCGUGGUCGACCUCAUGACUUCGCCGCACGGCAACCACGUGCUGCAGCGCGUGCUCUCGCACUUUCCGCACCCCGACUCGGCAUGGGUCCACGCCGCCGCACACACACACCUGCUGCACGUCGGCCGGCAUCGCCAUGGCUGCUGUGUCAUCCAGCGCUCGCUCGACUACGGCACGCCCGAGCUGCGGACCUCACUCGCCGCCGCCGUCAUCGACGCUACCCUUGCUCUCGCCAAUGACCCGUAUGGCAACUACGUUGUCCAGUACGUCCUCGAUUCGGGCGAGCAGCGUCUCGCAGACGCCAUCGCCGCCCGCCUCCAGCCGGCCGUCGCAGACCUAGCCACACGCAAGUUUGCCUCCAACGUCAUCGAAAAGUCGCUCAAGGCCACCUCGCACCGCGGCCGUGCCAACCUCAUGGCCGGCCUCGUCUCCGGCUCCACACUCACCACCCUCAUCCACGACUCGUAUGGCAACUAUGUUAUCCAGACCGCUCUCUCGGUCAUGCGCGGCAAGAUGCGCGCGGCUCUCGUCUCGGCUCUCCGCGCCGUCGCCGACGAGCUGCAGGCCUCGCAGUAUGGCAAGCGGAUCGUGGCCAAGAUGAACGCGUAA